UAACAGACUACCCCGAAUUUCGUCGCUUCAGAUUAUUCUGCCUGUCCCAGCACUGCAGCCUUAUGCUUCCAGUGAGAGUUCCCGUCCUUGCCCCUCAGAUAACCAGGCACGGACACGCAUUUAGGUCUUCAUAUUUGAAAACAGGACAGGACCAUAACUCUUGGAUGCUAUUACUUCUUUUUCUUUUUGGCAAGUUGAAGAAUACCAGAUUUAUGAGGAAUCCAAGAUGAAUUUGGAGCAGGAGAGGCCGUUUGUCUGCAGUGCCCCAGGCUGUUCGCAGCGCUUCCCAACAGAGGACCAUCUGAUGAUUCAUAGGCACAAGCAUGAAAUGACUUUGAAGUUUCCCUCAAUAAAAACAGACAGUAUGUUAUCAGAUCAGACUCCGACCCCAACGAGAUUCCUGAAGAACUGUGAGGAGGUGGGGCUCUUCAAUGAGCUGGACUGCUCCCUUGAGCAUGAGUUCAGGAAGGCUCAGGAGGAGGAGAGCAGCAAGCGGAAUAUCUCGAUGCAUAACACAGUUGGUGGGGCCAUGGCGGGGCCCGGAGCUCACCAGCUUGGCAGCACCCGGAUGCCCAACCAUGACACCAGCGUUGUGAUUCAGCAAGCCAUGCCGUCGCCCCAGUCCAGCUCUGUCAUCACACAGGCACCUUCCACCAACCGCCAGAUCGGGCCUGUCCCAGGCUCUCUAUCUUCUCUGCUACAUCUCCACAACAGACAGAGACAGCCCAUGCCAGCCUCCAUGCCUGGGACCCUGCCCAACCCAACAAUGCCGGGAUCUUCUGCCGUCUCGAUGCCAAUGGAGAGACAAAUGUCAGUGAACUCCAGCCUCCUGGGAAUGCAAGGUCCAAAUCUCAGCAACCCCUGUGCUUCUCCCCAAGUCCAGCCAAUGCAUUCAGAAGCCAAAAUGAGGUUGAAGGCCGCGUUGACUCACCACCCCGCUGCCAUGUCAAAUGGGAAUAUGAACACCAUGGGACACAUGAUGGAAAUGAUGGGCUCCCGGCAGGACCAGACGCCACACCAUCACAUGCACUCGCACCCACAUCAGCACCAGACGCUGCCAGCCCAUCACCCCUACCCGCACCAGCACCAGCACCCAGCCCACCAUCCUCACCCUCAACCCCAUCACCAGCAGAACCACCCACAUCAUCACUCCCACCUUCACGCACACCCUGCACAUCACCAGACCUCGCCACACCCACCCCUGCACUCCGGCAACCAAGCACAGGUUUCACCAGCGACACAACAGAUGCAGCCGACCCAGACAAUACAGCCGCCCCAGCCCACAGGGGGGCGCCGGCGAAGGGUGGUGGAUGAGGAUCCCGACGAGAGGCGGAGGAAAUUUCUGGAACGGAACCGGGCCGCUGCCACCCGCUGCAGACAGAAGAGGAAGGUCUGGGUGAUGUCACUGGAAAAGAAAGCAGAAGAACUCACCCAGACAAACAUGCAGCUUCAGAAUGAAGUGUCCAUGUUGAAAAAUGAGGUGGCCCAGCUGAAACAGUUGUUGUUAACACAUAAAGACUGUCCAAUAACAGCCAUGCAGAAAGAAUCACAAGGAUAUCUAAGUCCGGAGAGCAGUCCUCCCGCCAGCCCCGUCCCAGCUUGCUCUCAGCACCAGGUCAUCCAACAUAAUACCGUCACCACUUCCUCUGCAGUGAGCGAGGUGGUGGGAAGCUCCACCCUCAGUCAGCUCACCACUCACAGAACAGACCUGAAUCCCAUCCUUUAAAAUCCACCACUGGGUCAGACCUUGCCUCCAAGAAGAGCUGUCGCAUAUCAUGCGUCCUUUCCUUUAAGGGCAUUUUUAGAAUUAACUCAGACCUGGAAGACUCCUCAGCCCUUCAGAGACUGGCUUUCAUUUUUAUAGUUAUUAUGGAAAUGUCGUCUUUUAUACUUAGUUCUAUAAGAAAAAAGGGAGUUAUGCAAUUAAUUAAUCUAUCAGCUUGGGAAAUGCUUUGGUGCUUUUCUCCAAUUUUCUGGUACCAGUGAACUUGUUUAUAAACUGAACUCCUUCUGUAUAUAGACAUGGUUUCAUUCUUAUCGGUCCAACCCUUUGCCUGAAACAUUGCAUCUUGUUAAACCGCAGCUUUUAGCCAAAAUGAGGCAUGCCCACAUGUCACGUAAACGGAUGCAAGGUAACUGGGUGGUGAGUCUGAUGAUGUCGUAACACAUGUUGAGUUUGUGCUGUGAUGUCGCCAGAAUUCCAGAUGAACACAGAGCCUUUUCCAUAUUUGUCUUCCUCUUAUUAUACAAAAAGGAUGAGAUCCACUGAUGUCCAAAUAAAACCACCAAGCAUCUCCCCACCUCUCCUCCUCCUCUUGGUCCACCUCCUUGAAUCGCCCUCCAAUUUUCUCCACUCUCCCUCUCCUUUUCCACUUUUUCCUGGGCCGCCUGUGUACUCUUCAUUUUUACUUUCUUCUGUUUUAUUUUUCCACCUUUAGCAUUGCAGGUAAAGAAGAAAACAAUGCCUAAAGGGAAAAAAAACCACAAGUAAAUCUAAAAAAAUACGGAUCUAGCCAUUGCUUCCCUUGCCUGUGACCCACAGCUGGAGUUCAUUCAUCUCUUGCUUUUUAUAAAAUGGUAAGCAAGAGGGGUUUAAUGUGUCUGAUUUAAUGUUUUUAAUAAUCAGAAUAAAUAAAAGGUGGCUUAGCCAUAGGUGAAACACUGUUGAAUGCCAGCUGUGGAGACACCAGGGAAGGGAGCCUAUAAGCCUUGAUUGUGAAGGUCCAAAUUAUGAUGUGGGCUGUAACAUCACACCCUCGAAUUACAACCGGCUUUAUAUGGCCUGUCUAUAAGGCUAAAAAUCCAUAGACUAUAUAAUAAUUCAGAAGGGCUCUAUUCACUACACAGAUUACAAUGGUCAAUCAUCAGCUGCUGAUAGACUAAGAUUUAUUAAUUAUUUUUUUCUCUUAAGCCUAUGGAACUGGCUUUGCUAUUCUGGUGGGUGAAAGUACACGCUCUACUGGAGGAACAAAGAGAGAAAGAAAACCUGAUGUUCCCGUAGGGGUGCUUUCAGCUCCCCCCUCCCUCCCCCCACCGCCCCCAGAACAGCCAAAGCCUUUUUUGGCUGCUGCAAGAAUCCCGUGGAUAUGGCUACUCUACUCUUCUGAAUAAUUCUGAUUUAUAUUUUCAACAACUUUCAUCAGCUUGCCCAUUAUAAAAAGCAGAUAGUCCCGAACCACGGUUGUGCCUCCUUGAAACAAGCCAUUCUACUGUGCUAAUGUGUGCUAAUAUCACAUCUCACAAGUAACGGGCUAAUGUUUCUCUCUAGCAGUGUAGACAGGUGCUGGUGUUUCAUCUCCAUUUGAAUGCUUGACGUCCUAACAUGAGUGUGUGUGUGUGUGUGUGUGUGUGUGUUCAUGGGAUUUAAAAGUAUUUUACAAAAGGUGUCGCUUUUAUAAGAGUUCAAAAAAGGGAAAGAUACAUGUGUGGAUGUGGGUGUGUGUAUAUGUGUUUAUCUCUCCCUGUAGCAUAAGAAUCUAUUUUGGAGAAAAAAGAAAAUAUGAGAGUCGUGAAGCAUGAUUUUUAUAACUAGUUUCAGUUUUAUCUAAUAACUUACUUUUUAAAUCAGUAUUUAUCAACCUUUUUUUUUUCAUGUAUGCAGUGCUUUCAAAAGAAAGUUUUGAGUGUCCAGGGAAACUCAUGACUAGAUAUAUGGUCUAAAAAUCAAAACAAAAGCAAAAGCAAAACAA
Molecule: messenger RNA, 3689 nt
Organism: Prionailurus viverrinus (fishing cat)
Lineage: Eukaryota; Metazoa; Chordata; Mammalia; Carnivora; Felidae
Gene: CREB5
Product: cAMP responsive element binding protein 5
Exons: 12
Coding region: 227-1726 (499 amino acids)
Biological process (GO): regulation of transcription by RNA polymerase II
Molecular function (GO): cAMP response element binding; DNA-binding transcription factor activity, RNA polymerase II-specific
Source: RefSeq, a predicted model, not a curated record